UGAUUUUCACCGUAAGCAAGCAUGGGAAAGAUGGUUGUCUGCUAAUGCAAAUGGAAUGAGAUCAGUCAAGCACACUGCUCUUUGUUUACUUAGACGAAUAGCUGCUUCUGAAACACAGGAAGAAUAUGACAUUGCUAUACAAGCUCUACACAAGGAUCCAAUAUGGAUCUCUACAAAUAGCAUUAAAUUUAAAAGUUACAUAGAAAACACAUGGUUGCCUGAGAAAAAGCGUUGGGUCAAAGCAUUCAGAAGUGGAAUAUUAGAGACAGUUGUAAAUACAAACAACGGUGUUGAGCGAAAAAACAGAGAUUUCAAACAUGAGUUUUUAAAUCAGUAUAAGGAUAACUCGUUAAGUGGAAUGGUGACAGUUCUUGUUGAUCAAUUUAUUCCUGAGACAUACAGCAGGUAUGUGGAAGCUAAUAUUCGUCGCUGCUCAGACUACAGACUCUACAAUAGCAACCUUCCAAAAUGGCUUUGUAAUAAACCUGAGAAUUUCACAAGACAUUGUAUAGAAAAAUUUGGUCUUGUGAAGGACUGCAAUAACCUAAAAAUUACAUUCCAUGAAAAUUCUAAGAAUAAGCAAAUGUAUGAGGUAAAAAGCUUCACAAGUGCAAAAAGUUAUAUUGUCACUAUUGGAGGUCAAGACACUAAGUUCCCUGAUUGCCAAUGCAUAGAAUGGAAGAAAACAUUGAUGCCAUGCAAACAUAUGGUAGCAAUCUUUCAACAUUGCGAUGGAGUUAGUUGGGAUUUAUUGCCAGAUAGUUACCGAUUUUCUCCAUACUUUUGUUUGGAUAAUUCAGUCAUUUAUGGUAAUGAAUCUUGUCAUGAAGAAGAAUCUAAUAUAUGUUUUGAAGACAACUUAUCUGAGACACAAGGUCAUGUUAUUUUGGAAAAUGUGCAGAAUAAAAUAUACCCUAAGCAAACAAAUGCAUCAUCAUGUAGAGAUAUCCUUUCUCAAAUAAAAACAUUAAGUUACUUAGUUUAUGAUGAGAUUGUGGUUAAAUCCUUAAAAUUUAAACUUCAAGAAAUCCUAAAUGAGCUUCAAACACUUGUCCCUAAACACGACAACAUCCCAUUAGAAAGGAAUGAAGUUACUAAGAAAAAAAGGUGUGCAUGUGCAAUUUCAGAUAAAUUACCUAAACCAAAAAUUUUGAAAACAAAAUUUACCGAAGAAAAAAAGGAGAAACAAGAUAUAAUUGAAGAAUAUGCACCUUUAGACGAUUUUUUUUACAAUAUUCCUAUUGAACCAAUGUGA
Molecule: messenger RNA, 1255 nt
Organism: Hydra vulgaris (swiftwater hydra)
Lineage: Eukaryota; Metazoa; Cnidaria; Hydrozoa; Anthoathecata; Hydridae
Source: RefSeq, a predicted model, not a curated record